This is a messenger RNA of Centruroides sculpturatus (bark scorpion), 1341 nucleotides long. RefSeq lists its product as uncharacterized. Gene Ontology annotation, biological process: DNA replication, removal of RNA primer. Lineage: Eukaryota; Metazoa; Arthropoda; Arachnida; Scorpiones; Buthidae. Bases 1 to 1341 code for a protein of 446 amino acids. The record is from RefSeq and is a predicted model, not a curated record. Gene Ontology annotation, molecular function: RNA-DNA hybrid ribonuclease activity; nucleic acid binding. The transcript has a single exon.
AUGGACUUUCGUCUCUCCUGGGACAAGCACAUAGAGCACAUCGCCGAUCGCACGGCUCUCAUCAUGCAGGCGUUCGCCCAAGUAGCUAGAAGAGACUGGGGUCUGAACUCUGGAGCCCUUUCCAUCAUAUAUGAUUGCAUCUACGUCCCUAUUGUCGCUUAUGCUUGCGGCACCUGGGGCUGGGCCAUCGCCAAAGUGCACGCGAAAAGGAAAUUAGUGUCCUCUCAAAGACGGCCACUACUUCUCAUUACAAAGGCCUUCCGCACGGCCAGUAAUCACAGCCUGCAGGUGAUUGCCCGUAAACUCCCCAUCGACUUAGAUAUUCAAAGAAAGCAAAAAAUGAAACAAAUCAAAUGGGGCAAGACUAUCCAAGCUGGCUCUACGACAUUUACACAUAAUGAUAUUGAAUGGCCCCUUCCCUAUUGUGACUCAACAUUUCCAGGCAACCCUACUGUUAACAUCUCUGAGAACAUCACCACUGCAGAUAUGGACAUUUACACGGAUGGUUCUAAGCUUGACGGUGAAGUGGGCUGCAGCUUUGUUGCCUAUACAGGGUGCAUCGAGACUUACAAUCAGAAAUAUCGUCUUGACAAAAACUGCAGUGUCUUUCAAGCAGAGCUACUGGCUAUCCAGAUGGCCAUUGACUGGAUUAAUGAUAACUUCUACAAUAUAGUAGUACACAUCUAUACUGACUCGAUGUCUGCCUGCAACAUCAUCCACAGCAUGAAACCGCACCCUGUUGCAGAGAAUAUUAGAAAUAAAAUCAAUGCCUCUAGCUGCACCUUUGGUGUGUAUUGGACUAGAUCCCACCAAGGAACUCCCGGUAACGAGAGAGCAGACUCUCUCGCUAAAGCCGCUGCACUUGACCCCACCAUCAGCAUCUCUUACCGCAAGCUUAGUCGUAACACCCUUCGGACCAUUCUCUGGGAAGAAGCAGUCAACAUCUGGCAAACCACCUGGAAUCAGAACAACCACUGCAUCACUCACAACUUUAUUCCGAACCUACGUGACUUCCUAAGUUUGGACUGGUAUACGCCGGAUUACCAUAUCUCUCAACUACUUACUAACCAUGGAAAAUUCGCGAGCUACCUAUACCGGUUUGCUCACAGAACUUCCAAUCAUUGCCCUACAUGUCUCGUUGAAGAUGGCACCAAGCACUACCUUUACGAUUGUGUUAUGAUGGACAGUGAGAGAACUGAACUCCGUCUGUUACUUUAUGAGAUUGGCAUUGAAUGGCCAUGCCAGCCUAAAGACAUUUGGACUAACCGUGAAAUCUUCUCCUCUUUCAAAAGACUCACUAGGAAAAUAACCCAUGUCACGCACCAAAUUAUCAACUGCUAA